Diospyros lotus (date-plum) is the source of this 1317-nucleotide messenger RNA. RefSeq names its product ethylene-responsive transcription factor 5. The transcript has a single exon. The coding region runs from base 248 to 1171 and encodes 307 amino acids. Gene Ontology annotation, molecular function: DNA-binding transcription factor activity; DNA binding. NCBI's taxonomy places the organism in Eukaryota, Viridiplantae, Streptophyta, Magnoliopsida, Ericales, Ebenaceae. Gene Ontology annotation, biological process: regulation of DNA-templated transcription; ethylene-activated signaling pathway. The record is from RefSeq and is a predicted model, not a curated record.
CUUUGCAGCGCAGAAAUCAACCCCCAGCUCCAGCUCCCUUCGUCCUCAAUCCCUUCUCUCUGUAUAUAUACCCUUCCAGUCUUAUCUUCCACUCUCAUUAACUUCUCUCCAAUUAUCCUCUCUCUUUCUCUCUCACUCUCUCUCUCUCGAUUUCUUCAGCUUUCUGUAGAUUUAUUAGAACUCCCCUUGAGCUUGAUUACUGUUUCUCUGCCUUGUGUUUCGACAAAACUUGAACUUGAGCUCAGAAAUGGCGAAUCAAGACGAAGUUACGGCCCUGGAACUCAUCAGACAUCAUCUUCUCGGAGAGUUCUCUCCUUUAGUUUGUAAGACCGACUCACUAUUCUUAUCUUCGGACUGUAAAACGGAUUCUGUCCAUUCUCAAACGGAGAGUUCCGAUUCUUCGAUGACGAUAUUCGAUUUCCUGAACUCCAAUAAAGGAGCUGAUAGCAGUGAUGAUUGUUUGAAUUUCGUCUCCAUUCCCAAUUUGAUCAGUUUCGGGCAAAGCCAAACGGAUUUUUCCGAUUACGAGGCAAAGCCGCAAGUGAUUGAUCUGACGACGCCAAAGGCGGAGAGUUUGAUCGCUCGGAAGCCGUCGUUGAAGAUCGAUUUGCCGCCGGUGAAGAAAUUCGAGUUGUUGGAGUUCGGUGAACCGGCUAAGUUCACCGUUUCGGAGCAGCAAUCCGAGAGUACGGAGGGGAGGCGGCACUACAGAGGCGUGCGACGGAGGCCGUGGGGAAAGUUCGCGGCCGAGAUCCGAGAUCCGAAGCGGCGAGGGUCUAGGGUUUGGUUGGGGACAUUCGACACUGCUAUUGAUGCCGCUAGGGCCUACGAUCGCGCCGCCUUCCAGAUGCGAGGCAGCAAAGCGAUUCUCAAUUUCCCUCUCGAGGUUAGCAAGUGGAAAAAUGCCUCCUCGACGGCCGUCCCAGUCCCGGACGGCGGCCAGAAGAGGCGCAGGGAAGCCGAAGCGGUGACGGAGCAAAGGCCGAUUAAGAAGGAAAAGUCGCCGGAGCACGAUGAUUCGGCAGAAAGCACCCUGACUACGGGUCCAUUAACGCCGUCAAUGUGGAUGCCGGCGUGGGAUCAAAAUGGCGAUAGCAUGUUUAACUGCCCGCUGCUGUCGCCGUUAUCUCCCCAUCCAUUGAUGGGCUUUCCCCAACUCAUGGUCAUCUAAACAAGAAAACUUCAUCUUCACCAACUUUGAGCUGUAGUGAUCCUUGUUUUAUACAAGGACGCCGAUCAUCUAUAUCCUUUCGUCGUACAAUUUCCCUUCACCGUUUGCUUUGCUUCAACAAGUUUUCAGUACAUCUAUUUUCAUAA